UCUCGCCGUCAGUCCUAUAAGCAGUCGGGUGAAACCGGACAGAGUGCCCGGGGCCGUGGGUUUAUUUUCCCCCGGGAAUCGGAAUAGGACACCGACGAACUAUCCCAGAAGAUGUUCCUCUCUCUGCUCCUACCGGCCGUGGCUCUCUUGCUGAGCGGAGAAACGACCGUCUCCGGUGACAGUAACGACAAAUGGCUGAGCACCGUGGCUCAAUUCAACAAGGACAGAUCCUGGAACAGAUUCAGAGACGAUGACUACUUCAAGAGCUGGGCUCCUGCCAAGUCCGCCGACCAAGGCCCAGACGCCACCAAGGACCCCUGUCUGAAGGUGCGCUGUCCCCCUCACAAGGUGUGUGUCAGCCGUGACUUCCAGACGGCCAUCUGCACCAAUCACAAGCCGCCAGCUCACAGAAAAGGCAGCGCAGGUCACAAGCGCAGGCUGGAGGCUGGUGCUCCUGGGAAAUGUCGGCUCUGCUCGGCCCUGCACUCAACUCCUGUGUGUGGCUCUGAUGGACACACCUACUCCUCCAAGUGUAAGUUGGAGUUCCAGAGCUGCCUCGCUGGGAAGACAAUCUCAGCCAAAUGUGAUGGGCUGUGUCCAUGCUUGCCGGGCCAGGAGCUCAUAAAUCCAACACACAUGAGUGAGAAGACUGCCUGCACUGACACAGAGCUUCACAGUCUGGCUGCCAGACUGAAGGACUGGUUCGGAGUUCUCCACCUCGACGCCAACAGAGAUCUCAAAUCGUCUGACAGCUUCGAUUCUGCCACUGGACACUUCGACACCAGCAUCUUGCCCAUCUGUAAGGACUCACUGGGCUGGAUGUUCAACAAGCUGGACAUGAACUUUGACCUCCUGCUGGACCAAUCGGAGCUGAGCGCCAUCUACCUGGACAAGUAUGAGCUGUGCAUGAAGCCCCUCUUCAACUCGUGUGACUCCUUCAAGGACGGCAAGCUGUCAAACAACGAGUGGUGUUACUGCUUCCAGAAACCUGAGGGAAUGCCUUGCCAAACUGAAAAGAGCAGGAUCCAGAAUCAGAGUCGAAGGAAGAGCCUCAUAGGCUCUUAUAUUCCUCGCUGCAGCGAGGAGGGCUACUUCAAACCAACCCAGUGCCACGGCAGCACCGGCCAGUGUUGGUGUGUGGACAAAUAUGGCAACGAGAUCGCUGGCUCCAGAAAACAGGGCAACCCCAACUGCGACGAGGACCAGGAGACAUCGGGGGAUUUUGGCAGCGGCGGAGCAGUCAUCCUCCUCGAUGACCAGGAGGAGGAGCCAUCACCGAGCGUCCGCAGCCGGCAGAAGAAGAGACGGGGCCGGAUCCACCCCAGAGGCGCCGUCUGGGACGACGAGGACGAGGAGGACGACAAGGAUGACGAGGUUGGCUACGUUUGGUAGCUCCGCUUCAUUUUACUCUGCCAUCAGCCCGACCAGGAAACUCCGUUAACUCAGCACAGAUCUGAAGCCAUUCCAAUGUCUCCUCCUCCUCCUCCUGUUACCUUGGCAGCAGUCCGUCGUUUGGCUCCUGAACUUGCUCCUGUAAUGCCCAUCCCUUAUUCAAAUCUCUCUCUUCGGUGAAACUCAACCGACCUCUUCCUUUUCAAGUGUUUCCUCCGACAGCAAACAGAGAGCCUAUUAGAUUUCAUCACCAACUGUCAAGCCCCCUGUUAGAUUCUGUCCACGUUCUGCUUCCCCCACACCCGUCAUCUUUAACCUCCUCUAACAAGGACUCUUCUCUGUUCUCUCUGUAACUCCCUCUAUCUCCUUAAACCGCUUCUAUCCCUCCUUCUUCUAUCGCUGUGUGUCCAUGUCGGGGCCUCUGGUCAGUCUGUGAGCCCACAUAUAUUAGCUGAUGUAUUGGAUGUAAAUAUGUUUCCUCCAGGAAAGGCCAGAACGGGGAUUCAUUUCCCUGUUCCUCCAUCAGCAGUUCAUUCUUCACUCAUUUAUGUUCUGUGUCCCACUGUUGGGCUCCUUCAUGUGUCCAUUAAUGUUUCCGCAAUUCAACGCCCCCACUCCCAGGCUCUGAGAUGCCCCCCCACACACACACACACAAACACACACCCCACGCCCCCCUCCCUCUCUCUCUCUUUCUCUCUCUCUCUCUGUCUCUCCCUCUCUGUUAUUUCAUGGAGGAUUGUAAAUUAUUUAAUCGUUGAUCCUGAAUGUCCAAGAAAGCCCGGGAAGCAAUGAGAUUAAUGAUGUGUUGUCGUUGUUGUUGCAUGUUCCUCAUCGUGUUUCUGUAAAAGAGAGAUUCCCUGGCCAGGUCUAGCUCUAUGCAUCUCAAACAGAAAGUGAUGCCUCUUUGGCUGCUACAAUACUUUGUUGCUAUGUCGAUGCUGUCUAGUGUCUCUUUGGUUCUUCUCCCAACCUCAGGAGGUAGGAAGUUGCAUUGCAGAGGGAUAGCGGUGUAGAAAGGCGAACUGCAAGGCCUACAGUCCAAAAUCUGCAGCAUCUCAGCCAUCUAUACUUUUACUGAGUGGUCAGUCGGGGCUGCUGAGGCUGUUUGACUGUGCAUGGACACUAGAGGGGAAAAAAAGAAGCUGCUCCUGAGCUGGGAGGACACAUGAAGUCGGGCGAGCAGAGGAGAGGCUCUGUUCUGCCUCCCAACAUCGGAUAUGUUCAGUAAUUUGAAAUUGAAAUCUCCACCAUGUCA
Messenger RNA from Pleuronectes platessa (European plaice), 2647 nucleotides. RefSeq names its product SPARC (osteonectin), cwcv and kazal like domains proteoglycan 1 (gene spock1). The coding region runs from base 112 to 1392 and encodes 426 amino acids. Gene Ontology annotation, molecular function: protein binding; calcium ion binding. The transcript is spliced from 11 exons. NCBI's taxonomy places the organism in Eukaryota, Metazoa, Chordata, Actinopteri, Pleuronectiformes, Pleuronectidae. The record is from RefSeq and is a predicted model, not a curated record.